Molecule: messenger RNA, 546 nt
Organism: Sphenostylis stenocarpa
Lineage: Eukaryota; Viridiplantae; Streptophyta; Magnoliopsida; Fabales; Fabaceae
Source: the annotation of a GenBank genome assembly
AUGAAGAAAGAUUCUCUUGUGGGGAAGCUACUUCUACUCAAGCACGGGGGAAGACAUCAUCCGAAGAGCAGGGCGGGGAUAAACAAGGACGUAGUUAACUUGAACCGAAAUCGCACAAUAACAACUUUGUCUGCGCAACCUAGCGCGAGAAGGGUGCGUGGUGACGAUGGGAUGGAUCUUAGGCUAACAAGGAAAGCCAGGGGAAAGAUUCUUGGGACUUCAGCUGUUAAAGCCAGUUUAGUUAUAGUGGCAAUUGCCAGCCUUAAAUUAAAGGCCUGCAAUCCUGUUCGAGCGGGUCUAGGUCUAGUUGAGACUGAAGUCAAUGCCCCUAUUGUAAUUCCGGGAUGCCAGCCUUUAAAGAAAGUCAAGAAAGUCAUUGGUUUGGUUCAGUUCCUCGGCUUCGGCAUCUUAAGAUGCAGUGCCCAGAUGCCUCUUCAGUCUAUUGCUCAACGGCCUAUGGCUUCUAUUCCUAGAGCCUUUCCAGAGAAAGUCCUUCUAUCCGGGUUUAAGCUAUGGCUUCGAUUAAGAAAUGAUCUUCCCGACUAG